CGCAGGAAUGGCGGCGUCGGUCGGUAGGGGAAGGAGCCGAGAGAGCUUGAAACUUUAUUAUUACCUUGUUGCUCAUUGCAGUAUCCCGUUUUAAAAAAUUAAAACUCCGAGGACCACUCCGAAACUUUACAUAACAAUAGAAAGGAGCAAAGCAAAGCUUUUCAUUCCGCCCUGCGAGGCGUGCGAUGCGAGCGCCGGGAGUUGCGGGCUGACAACAAUGUCAGCGCAUCCGACAGUGCUGUGAGUCUGCAGAGUUCAUCCGAACCCGCUUCCCUGCCUGCCCCGGAUGCCUCCGCCGUCCAGCUCGCCGUAGCGCAGUCGCGUAUGCGAGGAUGGAAGGUUUAACGCUGAGUGAGGCGGAGCAGAAGUAUUACUCGGACCUGUUCGCCUACUGCGACACGGAAAACACCAAGAAAGUGGCGUGUAACGGCAGAGUUCUCGACCUCUUCCGAGUGGCCCGGUUACCCAGCGAGGUGGUCCUGCAGAUCACUGAGCUCUGCGGUGCGACUCGCCUCGGGUAUUUUGGACGGAGCCAGUUUUACAUAGCGCUGAAACUCAUAGCGGUGGCGCAGUCCGGAUUCCCGCUGCGUGUGGAGAGCCUGAACACCGUGAAGGACCUGCCUCUGCCGCGCUUCGUGGUGGGGAAGAAUGAGCAGGAGGUCAGACAUGUGGUGGCGUACCCCGACCCGGAGAACCACGGGUCUUACCCCGGUACGGUCCUGCCCCCGUCGGCCCGAACGCAGGCCAAGAAGGCCCCCACCCACGAGGCGGUCCAACCGCACGGGACUACGGUGGAACCGCAGCCUGAGGGCGUGUCUCCCGUGGUGUCCCCUCACCAUUCCCCGCCCGCCUCCCCCCACGCCUGGAGGAAGCACCAGCGACAGCCCAGCGGCGGGAACUGCGACAGACAGCCCCUCCCCCCCGGCGCACUCUGGCCUCCCUUUGGAGAAGCCCCGUCAGGGCCAGUAGUGGAUGAUGGGAUGUGGUCCUCCCGCCCCCCUGUUCCAGUUCAGGAAAACUGGGUCAAUUUUACAAACACUCCCCCUAUCAGCACACCUCCACCAACCCAGGAGAACGCAUCGGUACGAACCGCAGCACCAGCUGCAGUGGCAAACGAAAUCCAGAGGCAGUCCAGUAACUACGACGACCCCUGGCGAAUCACCGACGAGCAGCGGCAGUAUUACAUCACCCAGUUCAGAACCAUCCAGCCCGACCUGAGCGGCUUCAUCCCAGGCUCUGCUGCAAAGGAAUUUUUCACGAAAUCAAAGCUGCCUAUUCUUGAGCUGUCGCACAUUUGGGAGCUGUCGGAUUUUGACAAAGACGGCGCUCUGACGCUGGACGAGUUCUGUGCGGCGUUCCACCUGGUCGUGGCGAGGAAGAACGGCUACGACCUUCCGGAGAAGCUGCCGGAAAGCCUCAUGCCAAAGCUCAUCGACCUGGACGACGCAACCGAGGUCUCCAGCCAGGCCCCCGAGGCAGGCUACCGCACCUCCCCCACGGAAGCCACGCCCAGCAAGUCUCCGUCCAUGCCCUCCCUCAACCAGAACUGGACCGAGCUCAACCAGAGCAACGAGCAGUGGGAGACUUUUAGUGAACGUUCCUCCAGCUCACAAACUCUGACUCACUUUGAUUCUAACAUUGCACCAGCCGACCCUGACACGGCCAUAGUGCAUCCUGUUCCCAUCCGCAUGACCCCCAGCAAGAUCCACCUGCAGGAGCUGGAGCUGAAGAGGCCUGGGAGCGAUCAUACACACCCAAUGAGCCCUCUUUCAGACAAACCCCCUGAACUGUCUGAAGAGAGUAAGAUGGCAACAUCCAUGCAAUUUAUGGCUGCUAAUGCUGGAGGCGAUGGCUAUAACAGCUCUGACUCCUUCACCUCAGAUCAGGAUCCAGUUGUGAGCGUCAUAGCAAGGCAAAGGUCGCACUCUGGGACGUCACCUGAGGGACUGAAAGCAGUGGCCCCGCCCCCACCCCCUCCCAGACCCUCCGCCUCCCACUCGCGCUCCUCCUCCCUGGACAUGAACAGAAACCUCGCCUCUAUCACCUCUGUCCCCGCAGGACCGCAGGCAGCCGGAAACGCGGCCCUCCCCCCGGCUGUGCCCCCCCGACCGCAGCCUUCACAGGCCACAGCGACGCAUGGGCACCGCUCGGUGGAUGGAGACGGUACUGCAGCUCACCCCAGCACCUCCCCGCAGCUGAUCCCAGAACAGCCCAACUUUGCCGACUUCAGCCAGUUUGAAGUGUUUGCAGCGGAGCAGCCCUCCGUAAAUGGAGACCAGCAUGCGGAGAGCACAGGCAAGAAGCCAGGAGAGUCUGCUGGGAUACUGAGAGCAGCCAAGACAGAGAGCCAGGCCGAGGAGAGGCCUGCAGCCACUGUGAACUCGGCGAAAGGCUCCGCCCCCCUGGCCCCCCCACCCAAACCCGUGCGGCGGAGGCUAAAGUCGGAGGACGAGCUGCGGCCGGAGGCUGGGGAAACCCCACAGAAGCCCAGCGUGGUGGCCAGCGUCCUGGCCCCCCAGCCGUCCCUCCCCAGGUCAGUGGGAAAGGACAAAAAGACCAUCCAGGCCUCUAUCCGAAGGAACAAGGAGACGAACACGGUCCUGGCCAGACUCAACAGUGAAUUACAACAGCAGCUGAAGGACGUGCUAGAGGAGAGGAUAUCGCUGGAGGUGCAGCUGGAGCAGCUGAGGCCGUUCUCUCACGCAUAGUGAGGAGGAGGGGACCCCCCCUGAGGACGCCCCCGCGGGGCCGGACACACCUGGCCUCCUCCAGAACCUGCGUCUUCACCUCUGACCUCUGACCUCACGGGCGGCGAGCUGACGCUGCGGGCGGUCGGAGAACACGCACCGUCCCCGAGACCCACGGAGGUCAGACACCACACAAAUAACAAGCACUUUCAUUUCAAAAGAAGGAAAACGGUUGACUUCAGUCCCUCCCCACUGCCGCAGAAGCUUAUUGCUAUUCCAGUUGAGCUGGAAGAUGGAAGAUGUUGCCCAAGUCUAGAGUCCCCACCCCCAAUCCCUUCUCCCUCCCCGCCCUCCACUUUGCCCAGGGGGAGGGGAAGGGGGGUCACCUGCUCCCAGAAGCAGUACAGCACUGUGGUUUGACUGAAAGGGGGGUGCGGUCGUUGGUGGGUGGGAGGGGUUGAUUGGGGGGUGCGCAGAUAAUCAAGUUAACGAGAACGCUUUUGGGGAAGGAGGACAUGAGAUGAAGGCGUGCCUCGCAGCCAGGCUGUGAAAGAUGAUGUCACGCAGCCAGGCUGUGAAAUAUGGUGCCACGCAGCCAGGGUGUGAAAGAUGAUGUCACGCAGCCAGGCUGUGAAAGAUGAUGUCACGCAGCCAGGCUGUGAAAGAUGGUGCCACGCAGCCAGGCUGUGAAAGAUGGUGCCACGCAGCCAGGCUGUGAAAGAUGAUGUCACGCAGCCAGGCUGUGAAAGAUGGUGCCACGCUGCCAGGCUGUGAAAGAUGGUGCCACGCAGCCAGGCUGUGAAAGAUGGUGCCACGCAGCCAGGCUGUGAAAGAUGAUGCCACACAGCCAUCGAUGUUUCUUCCACCCUCUGCGCCACACGUCACAGCAGCACAAGCAGGAGCUUUCCCAGCAUGCUCUGGGGCACUGGUUCAUCUGUGGCACCGUGCCAACAGCACUGUGCGUUUUUCCCUCAGCAGUCCAGACUGAACCCAAGCGGGUUACACAGACUUUCUACAGCACUUAACCUGAGACUCCCGCUACGUUUCUUCCUCAUUUCUUUAGCGUUUCAGCCCCAGCACGGCAGGACACAUACCUCUCUGGACUAUUGGGAAGCAGUCCUAAUGCAAACACUGGAAUAUGUGCUGGAGACACACAAGCUGAUGCUAAAUAACUGCACUUUUUUCCCCUCUUAAACAGUUCUAACCUUCAUGUCUUCUAGUAUAAAACAAGCUCUUAAAAAUGAACCACCUGAUUUUUUUUUAAUCUUUGUAUCAUAACUAGUGUGACUUCAUUUGUGAUGGUACUCUAAAGUGGUAUAACCCUCUCCCACAAACACACACACACUCUCACACUAAUUUGCUCUGCUUUGACCGGUCCACUAAGCCUGUCUCUAGGGAGUUGGGCUUGAGUUCAAUGUAACCACAAUGCACUAUGUCUUUAAUUACCAAAUUUAAGCAAGUGUGUCAUUUAUUUAUUUUUACACAAUGUUCCUCAACCUCAACAACAAAAACAUUUGCUUAAAUUUGUUAUGCUGCCACAAUCAUUGUGUAAAACAUAAAUAAUCCACACGCUUAAAUGGACUGUCCAAAGUGAAGGAGACAGCUCUCUGUGGCCAGACUCUGGCCUCUGUCAGGUCUCUGCUGCAGUGCUCUCCCUUAAUGAGACCCAGAUGAAGGGCGCAGUUGUUGGGGAGAGCCGCUGUGUAAGGGAGUAUUUUAUAUGUUACACCACGCAAAAAAAAUACAUCUUUGAUUUACAGAAAGGCAUGUGUUCACAGCUGUGUGCACAGGCAGGUUUAUCUGAAGUGCACAUGAUUAUGACAUCAUCUGUCUGCGCUGCAGUGGUGUGGGAGACUGCAGGACGGCUCUGCGUGGCGGAGAGUGCCGUAGCAGCCUCUGCAGAUCCGUACGAGCCCCCACUGUGGGGGCAGUAGCCCUCCGCUCACAGCUCAUCCCUGCCUUUUUGUGAACACCAGAUGCAUUUUUGUGUGGUGAUAUGUAUUUUUAUUGGAAGGCUGAAGAGUUAAAUAAAGAAUGUAUGUUUGUAAUUAGCGUGAUGUCAGCGUGCCAAAGAGAGCACGGAGAUCAAGUGUGUGAGAGGCAUUGGAGGGAGGAUUAGAGUGAUAAAUGCAGAGUGCUUACAGCUUAUCUCAGCUUUGAUGUGCAGUUGUUUAAAGUCUAGGCAACCUGUAUAUACAUAUGAUUUCCUGGGCUGCCACGUACUUUUCAGAAAUGAUAAUGCAGUCUGUUAUCCCGUGGUGUUGAGCACUGAAUGAGAUGGCUUGGGGGUAGGGAUGAACUCAAACCCAGGUACUGUGCUAAGAAGUAAUAUGAAAACCAAGUCUGGCAUCUGCAAAGGUAUAAUUAAAACAAACGUUGCUGGCUGUAGCUAAAUGAUGUCUUGAAACUAGGUGGCUACCAGGUUAUCUACAACUUACAAUGUGGCUCUUACCUACCAUGCUUGCUUCAACACCUGUCAUUAAUUGGCCAGUUUAUUCAGCCAGUUAAACUUAUGUUUCAUAUUGCCAGCAGUGAAAGAUGAAUUUAAAAAGCUUCUAGUUUCUUAGCAAGCAAGCAGGCCUGAGCUCUCUGGGUGACUGGAGAAAUCAUUUUUAGCCGGAACUGGAAAUCAAUCACCCAAGAGUAAAAGCUAACAAGCCUAUCAGCACUGCCCAUUGAGCACUGUGUCGCCAUGUUCAAAUAACUGAGGAGUCACUUGUCCAUCUUCAUUUCAAAGGGCAAUUCAGUCUUUAUUUGAUUUAACCAAACUGUUGCCUCAGUGGCAUUGUGUCUGUUGCUUAAUAUAUGAAUAUGCUGUGCUGACUUCAGCCUGGAGCUAGGCAGACUUCAAAUGCAAAAAAAGGGCUAUUUAGCAAAGCUUGGUGCCCCUACAGUGAGUAUAUAUAAUAUGCCCCCUCCCCAGUGGUAGCAGUGGGAAAAGCGUGAUUACUGCUUUUUGAGUACAAGAGGAAGAGUUGAAAUCACCAUGAAGGGUUUACAGGGAACAGCAAAGUAAAAUGCAGCAUGGUGUCCUUUAAGAUCUGUCCUGUAUGAAAAGCAUGUAGUGCCACCCUGUGGCCUGGAGUGGCUAUAGCAAGUAGGGCUUUGAGGAGAGACAUACUGGACCAGCAUCUUCAAUAUGGUCCAGUACUGUAUCUGUAUGUUGGGGGAGGGGGUGUUGGGAGAGUUUUGGAGGUGCAGCCUGAUACUGUGAACCCCUAAAGAAAAAAAAGACUCUUGGUCACAUGAAGAAAGGGUACUCCAGUUCCUCUUUACCAGCAUGUUCAUGUGUUUAAACUUGCCAAAGGGCCUUACAUUGAGACCUUUUGAUGCUGUUUGUAAAUUUGCAUUGUUGCCUAAUGGCUUAUAUAUAUAUAUUUUUUUUUUUUUUGCUGUGAGAUUGUGUUUUGCUGUAGGGGUGGAUCUCUGCAGACUUAACUAGCAAGCUGUGUGAUUUUUACACAAAUAUAUAUUUUAAUAUGUUUGUUGUCUUCAUUUUUCAUAAUUUCCAAAUAACCUUCUUCUGACAUCCAUGACCUCCAGUGUUUGCCAUUUCAAAAAAACUGUCAAAGUGAAGGCCAAAGAGAUACUUUUUCAAUAAAGCAUGUUCAUUGUCGUUUCAAGGUACUUAGGUUGAUCAUGUAAGAAAAUAAAACCCAGGGAAAUUGAA
Megalops cyprinoides (Indo-Pacific tarpon) is the source of this 6357-nucleotide messenger RNA. RefSeq names its product ralBP1-associated Eps domain-containing protein 1-like. The record is from RefSeq and is a predicted model, not a curated record. Gene Ontology annotation, biological process: endosomal transport; endocytosis. The transcript has 20 exons. Lineage: Eukaryota; Metazoa; Chordata; Actinopteri; Elopiformes; Megalopidae. Gene Ontology annotation, cellular component: plasma membrane; cytoplasm. The coding region runs from base 333 to 2708 and encodes 791 amino acids. Gene Ontology annotation, molecular function: protein binding; calcium ion binding.